UAUCAGUGCUGGAAGCGUGCACUGUGGGAGAAGGUCAUCCCGACCUGACUGGCUGAUUGUACAGUCCCCUCAGUCAAAGUGAGGGUUUCUACCGCUGUAACCACCGCCCCAUCUCACCAACAUCACACCUGCACCUCAAGCCCCACCUCACCCGCAUCUCACCUCCUCCUGCAACAGAUUCACGUGCUUCACACAAACAUCCGCCUCGUGGACACUUGCUGUCACGUGACCCACAUACCAAUGUUGUCAAGUGUACAGUUCGGCAAGGCUCCCCGUAUUUGCUCUCACGGAAUGUACAGUUUGUGAAGCUUAUAGCUGAUCGAACCCCUACGUGAAGGAAAUAACUGACCGAAAACAGACGUGAAAAGGAAAGUGAAAACGAAAGUGAAAACAGAAGCGGAAACAGGCGAAUCAACCCGCGCAGCUAGCGUGAAGCAAGCCGUGUAACUACAAGCGUGAAUUGUGUGUCCGUAUUGUGCCCCCCGUGCUGACCCCCCGGAAUGUAUGUGUGGGUGGUACUGCUGGUCUUCCUCCUGGUUCUCCCGGUGCUCCUCCAAAUUAGCCACACCCUCAAGUACUACGUCAAGUUCGCCAUCUACUACGUGCUCCUCACAGCCAUAGGGUCAGGGGUCACAAUUCUGUCUCUCUUCAAACCGAAAGACUUAAACAACUUCAGUUAUGCUGCUGUAGCGUUCAACCUGGUGCGGAAGGCGUUUGGUAUCCAUACGGAAGUGAUUGAUGAGGAGAACCUCCGUUCAGAUGAACCGUACAUCCUAGUGUCCAACCACCAGAGCUCCUUGGAUCUAAUGGGAAUGGCUGUUAUCAAGCCCCCGAAUUGUACAUGUCUGGCAAAGAAGGAGAUUAAGUACGCAGCAGGACCUUUCGGACUGGCGAUAUGGUUGAGCGGUGGCAUUUUCAUUGACCGCCUGGACAAGGAGAAAGCCAUGUCCACCAUGGCGAAGACAGCUGACAUCAUCAACAGAGACAAGUGCAAGGUGUGGAUCUUCCCCGAGGGAAAGAGGAACCACGGGGGAUCCCUGCUGCCCUUCAAGAAGGGGGCGUUCCAUCUAGCAGUACAGGCAAAGGUGCCCGUGGUCCCCGUGGUCUUCUCAUCCUACUCUGGAUUCUAUGACAAGGAGAACAAGCAUUUUGAUACGGGACGGUUCACCAUCACGUGCCUUCCUCCCGUCCCAACUACCGGGAUGACGUCGGAUGACGUUACGGAGCUCACGGACAACGUCUAUACCCGGAUGUUGGAGGUUUAUAACCGGACGUCUCCACCUCCAUCUGGUGGCUGCACCCACUGAUCCUUCUUCGCUGCCGGAAGUUGAACAAGUUGUGUGUCGUUUCGGUGUAUUUGUGUUUCCCGACUGACGCCAUGACACACAGUACUACUUCCACAACACGGGGAGACCGCCAUCUCCAUGGGGUGGAGAGAAGCAAGAAGACAACUAUGGCAAAUAUAGGAUGUAACAUCACGUGCCUGGGCUGUGCUAGACCAGGUCGUACUCCAAGAAAGAAACGAACAGUGUAUAUAAUGCCCUUGUAAUAAAUACUUCUGUGGUUUUUGAAA
Molecule: messenger RNA, 1573 nt
Organism: Haliotis rufescens (red abalone)
Lineage: Eukaryota; Metazoa; Mollusca; Gastropoda; Lepetellida; Haliotidae
Product: 1-acyl-sn-glycerol-3-phosphate acyltransferase alpha-like
Exons: 6
Coding region: 501-1307 (268 amino acids)
Biological process (GO): phosphatidic acid biosynthetic process
Cellular component (GO): membrane; endoplasmic reticulum
Molecular function (GO): 1-acylglycerol-3-phosphate O-acyltransferase activity
Source: RefSeq, a predicted model, not a curated record